This is a messenger RNA of Botrytis deweyae, 612 nucleotides long. RefSeq lists its product as uncharacterized. The transcript has 2 exons. The record is from RefSeq and is a predicted model, not a curated record. NCBI's taxonomy places the organism in Eukaryota, Fungi, Ascomycota, Leotiomycetes, Helotiales, Sclerotiniaceae. The coding region runs from base 1 to 612 and encodes 203 amino acids.
AUGAGCUCGAGUUCAAAACCCCUUGAUGCUUCAACAGCUGAUCGAGCUCCUCUCUUAUUGAUCUCGACUUGGGUUUGGACGGCAUUUGCCAUUGUUUUCGUCGCUCUCCGGUUCUUUUGUCGCAUGAGACUGAUCCGAAGCACUUGGUGGGAUGACUGGCUCAUUUUGGCUGCUGUAGGGUUUCGAGCUCACAGUUAUGAACAGGCAUCCACGACAGCAAUGAGUGUUGUCUGGACAAUUUAUGCCAAAAAUGGUGGCUGUCGACAUGCAUCUACUUUGACUACGGCACAACUCAUCACUACAACAAGAUUGAACUGGAUUUCACAGCCACUUUGCGUCUCCGGUCUCACGACUUGCAAAAUAUCGGUUGCUUGUCUGAUCUUGCGGCUUCAAUACCCAACACCAUGGAGAACGAAGCUUCUCAUCAGCCUCCUAUCUGUUAUGGUAACUAUGAACAGUAUAGCUGUGAUUCUCAUGUUUGGGCAAUGUACGCCUGUCAGAAUGCUUUGGAACCCAGCAUCGGCGCCUAAUGAUCAUUGCAUCAAAUCUAAUGUUGUAUCAAUUAUGUCGCAAUCUGCUUCAAGCAAUUAUUUCCUCUCAUUGAUACCUUGA